This is a messenger RNA of Acinonyx jubatus (cheetah), 15872 nucleotides long. It is a transcript of the gene ARFGEF3, whose product is annotated as ARFGEF family member 3. The transcript has 34 exons. The record is from RefSeq and is a predicted model, not a curated record. Bases 2930 to 9460 code for a protein of 2176 amino acids. Gene Ontology annotation, biological process: regulation of ARF protein signal transduction. Gene Ontology annotation, molecular function: guanyl-nucleotide exchange factor activity. Lineage: Eukaryota; Metazoa; Chordata; Mammalia; Carnivora; Felidae.
UGUUGUUCCCAGAAAGACUCUAACAGCCCUUCUUCCCAUUUGCCCUUGUCUGUGUCCCCCACACCUCUCCUGUCCCCACCCUGGCUGAGCCUCUGCCCAGCCUUCUGCUUCAUUUUGCCUGCCUGGUCCACAUCCUUUUCUCAACUCAGAUGUUGGCACGUUCCUCCCUAUCUUGAUGGGGGGCCCUACUGAUCUUUCCUGCAGGAUGGGAGCACAUUCAUCAGCAUUUAUGCUUUGAGAGAACCAUCCAUAAUAGCUUUCCAUGCCUUGUAUGGUUUCAUUUUAAUUGCCUUUCUGCUGCUUUGAUCUAUUUUAGUGUUUUAGUUCUGUUUUGAACCCUGGAGCCACUUCUACAGGAUGUGCAAAAUUUAUGUUUGUUUUUUAAUUGGAGAAGUCACCGUAUCCACAUCAACUGGGAAAGACUGAUUUAAAAUGGAUGAGGACCGCAAAUACCUCAAUAGUGGUUUUUGGCAGGCAGUUUCAAUCUCACCGUUGUUUCUGCCUUUCUUGUACCUGGGAGAAGUGUUGGGCUCCCCUUGCUAUCCUAUGGUCAAGAGAAGGAAGCAAAGGAUGUUCUUGUAGAAUUCUCAGGUCCUGUGUUCAGCUUGUGCUAACUGAAUGGAGGCUGUGGCCUAAGUGCAGGACAGGUGCUGCUUAUCAGGCUUCCAGGCUAUUCCAGGUGAAUUGCAAACAUUUGUGCUUCUCACAGGUUUAAGCUCAUCUUGAGGGCCCCUCUCUUUUCUGGCUUCUGCCUUUCUUCCCCAGUACAGCUGACUUCCCUUGGCAAAGGCAUGCAAAUGCAAGUAAAUUUUGGCUCUGUUGAUAUUUUGCUGGUUGUGCAAUAGGAAAACAAUUUUUUAAAAAAGAAGAGGUUUAAGACAGUUUGGUUAAUCUAAGCCUGGCUCAUUUUCAAGUUGUAGAGAAUUCUUUAUGUCAGCAAGUCAUGAAAGGAAGGAGACUCUGUCAACCUUGCUGGAGGUGGAUAGGGACCAUUUAAGGGAAUGAGGACUUGCCCUGGAGCUGACCUGGUGUUCCAGCUUCCUGAGAGCAGGCUUGCCCGAAACAGGUGAGCAGAAUGACAUUUCCCUGUCGGCCACAAAUAUUGGCAAAAGGAAUGGGGCAUGUGGAGAAGCCUUUAGCAGCGGGGAUGCUGAAAUCCUUGUUAGAAAUCAAGGUGCCCCAAAGAUCUGAUUUCUCUCUUUCCUUCCCCUGCUGCUAUGGGAGUCAAAGAGUAUUCCUGUCACCUUUAACAACAACUAGCAUAAGUAACAAUACUAUACUAUUUCCUCACUUACAAAAACCUUCUUCUGUGUGUUAUCUGCCAGCCCGUAGGCCAGUCCUAAUGGUUUUGUGUUCUAUUCCCUUUGAUAAGGAGGACCUACAAUUAGCUCUCCAUUAUAAAGCUUCUCCUUGUUAAUAGCCCCUGCCCUAAAAGCCCCUGUAAAUGAUGCAGUCAAUUAAAGAAGUGGAUAACCCACCCAAAGUAGGAUGUAGGGGAUCUUGGGCUUGGCUGAUAUUUUGGAAUGUGAACCAGAUACUAUUAAUGCUUGAAAAUAGCCAUGGCCACUCAUCACUCCUUUAUGCCAAUUGAUGUUUUUAUUUUAUAGCCCUUGGUUCUAAAGGGAAGUGUUGCAAGGAAACAUAAAACUCCAUUUUGAGAAAAAUAUAACCAUCUAAUCACAAAUUUUCUUUCUUAAGCCUCUCUCUCUCUCUCUCUCUUUUUUUUUUUUUUUUUUGAAUGGUGUGAAGGUAGGCUUUUUAUUCUGUUUGGUUUUUAUAAUUAAACUGUGCCUUAUAGGUGAUUUAGGUCCAAAUUUCCUGCUUUGUUUCAAAGUAUGCCUCUGAGAAAUUGUUUCUAUUGAUGGGUUAUAACAGUGGAUUCCAAGAGAUGGGCAGGGACUGGAGGUUAUUGAUUCGGUGGUGGAAAUGGUUCAGUGAGUUGUUUGUAUCUCUCCUUUUCACCCCGCAGGACUUUUUUUCUACUGGGGAAAGCACGGCGUAAAAACUAAAAUCGUAUUUAGUUUCUUGGGACACCUUCCUUUGUUGAAUAUUUUAUAUUUUUUCUCUUUUUGUUUUACUGCACAUUUAGGUGUGCAGCUGAACUGUUGAUAAAUCUGUACGACUAUGUAAGGACACAAUACCCAGGUGUAUCUUUUUCAAGUUAAGUCCAAUAAAUUUGACCCUGGAGCUAGCUCUCCCUUUACCUGUUUGAUAGGCCAGGACUCUGUCAAUGCGAUGCCUCUUGGCAUGCUUACCAGGCUUUGUAUUUUCUCAACUAAUUUCAGGACACUUGAGAACACAGGUUAACAUUUUGAAAACCUUCACUGUGUGACAGGGCCUCUCCUCGGUGCUAUGCAUCCUGAUCUCUAUCCUGACGGCGCUUUUGUGAGGGAGGCAAGGGAGAUGCUGAGGUUUUGGAGAGACCGGCCAAACUCCUCAAGCUGGCCUGGGGCAGAAUCGGGACUGUGCUGGACUCCAGAGUUUACUGUCUUAAACUCUGGCGGGGUAUUCCCUCUACCAUUACUGACUUAUCACAGAGGUUUAUUUUUUCUUAUUUGUAACUUACAUGAAAAGCUGAGAUAUAGAAUAUUAAAUUUCAUGCAGUAAAUGACUUGAUGAAGCACCAUCGUUGGAAAGAGCUCUUGGGAAAUCUGUAUUUAGCCGCUGCUCACUCACGAGAGCAAGGUACUAAUGUAGGAAUACGGAUAAGAUCGCCUUGCGCUGAAACAACUUUAAAUGCAAUCUACAAGGAGUCAGGGCUUUUAAAAGAGGGCGUGUCAUACAUUCAGGCUGAGGGAAGAACCAGGAAUUAUUAGAGCCAUUGAGAUUAGUGUGUGGACAGGACUUUGCCAGGAAAUGACCUAAAUUGACUUUUCUUCCUUGUGAGGCAGAAGGAGACCUUAAGAUCAAAGACUCUGGUCUGGAAUUGAUGGAGAAAUGCUUGCUACCUCUCCAGUUGGCUUUGGAAUCCAAGAAUGUGAAACUGGCCCAACAUGCCUUGGCAGGAAUACAGAAGCUUCUGUCAGAAGAGAGGUUUGUAUCCAUGGAAACAGAUUCUGAUGAGAAGCAGCUGCUCAAUCAGAUCCUGAAUGCCGUGAAAGUGACGCCUUCCCUCCAUGAAGACCUGCAGGUGGAAGUGAUGAAGGUUUUACUCUGCAUAACCUACACCCCGACCUUUGACCUGAAUGGGAGCGCAGUGCUGAAGAUCGCAGAGUUGUGUUUAGCAUGCCGUAAAGCUGGAUGUCCACAAAUGCAUGAAAUGGUCAAAAUGUGCGUUACGAAACUCCUCACUGCCCUGUGUCUUCGUGCGUUCCCUGGCGAGCAGGGGCCUGUGGCUUUUCACAAGGUGUGCAUUGAGACAUACAUAUGUAGCUGUCACCAGCGUAGUAUAAACACGGCUGUGCGGGCAACUCUCAGUCAAAUGCUGGGUGACUUGGCUUUACAGUUACGACAAAGGCAGGAAAAUACGAUUAUUGAAAACCCGGACGUCCCACAGGAAUUCAGGAAUCAAGGGUCAACAGUUGAGUCCCUUUGUGAUGACCUUGUCUCUGUGCUCACCGUUCUGUGUGAGAAGCUACAAGCCGCCAUCAACGACCAGCAGCAGCUACAGCUCCUGUACUCCGAGUGCAUCCUGUCCGUGCUCAGCAGCUCCUCCCCCUCCAUGCACCUGCACAGAGGUUUCACAGACCUGAUCUGGAAGAACCUUUGCCCUGCUCUCAUCGUGAUCCUGGGGAAUCCAAUUCAUGACAAAACCAUCACCUCCGCUCACAGCAGCAGCGCCGGUGCGGGCGUCGAGUCGGACUCUGCAUCUCCGGGAGUUUCCGACCACGGCCGGGGGUCGGGCUGCUCCUCCACGGCGCCAGCCCUGAGCGGGCCGGUGGCUCGGACCAUUUACUACAUCGCGGCCGAGCUGGUCCGGCUGGUGGGGUCGGUGGACUCCAUGAAGCCCGUGCUCCAGUCCCUGUAUCACCGGGUGCUGCUCUAUCCGCCACCCCAACACCGGGUGGAAGCCAUCAAAAUCAUGAAAGAGCUACUUGGGAGCCCACAGCGCCUCUGUGAUUUGGCAGGACCCGGCUCCACUGAACCAGAAUCCAGAAAAAGAUCAAUUUCAAAACGAAAGUCUCAUCUGGAUCUUCUCAAACUCAUCAUGGAUGGCAUGACCGAAGCGUGCAUCAAGGGCGGCAUCGAGGCGUGCUAUGCGGCCGUGUCCUGCGUCUGCACCUUGCUUGGGGCCUUGGACGAGCUGAGCCAGGGCAAGGGCUUGAGCGAAGGCCAGGUGCAGCUGCUGCUGCUGCGCCUGGAGGAGCUCAAGGACGGGGCUGAAUGGAGCCGGGACUCCAUGGAGAUCAACGAGGCCGACUUCCGCUGGCAGCGGCGCGUCCUGUCCUCCGAGCACACGCCGUGGGAGGCGGGGAACGAGAGGAGCCCGGACAUCAGCAUCAGUGUGACCACGGACACGGGCCAGACCACCCUGGAGGGCGAGCUGGGCCAGACCACGCCCGAGGACCGCUCCGACAACCACAAGCACAGCCUCAGGUCGCCGGCGCAGCCGGAGAGCAGGGAGAUGCUGAGCAAGGUGCCAGAGCCCGAGGCGGUUGACCAACCAGACGUGGUCCAGAGGAGCCACACGGUGGCUUACCCCGACAUAACGAACUUCCUGUCGGUGGACUGCAGGAUGAGGUCCUACGGCUCCCGGUACAGCGAGAGCAAUUUCAGCGUAGAUGACCAAGACCUCUCGCGGACCGAGUUCGACUCCUGCGACCAGUACUCAAUGGCAGCAGAGAAGGACUCGGGCAGGUCCGACGUGUCGGACAUCGGGUCGGACAACGGCUCCCUGGCCGACGAAGAGCAGACCCCUCGGGACUGCCUGGGCCACAGGUCCCUGCGGACUGCCGCUCUGUCCCUGAAACUGUUGAAGAACCAGGAGGCGGACCAGCACAGCGCCAGGCUGUUCCUGCAGGCCCUGGAGAGCCUCCUGCCCCGCCUGCUGGCUCUGCCCAGCGUGGAGGAGGUGGACUCGGCCCUCCAGAACUUCGCCUCCACCUUCUGCUCAGGCAUGAUGCACUCUCCCGGAUUCGAUGGGAGCGGCAGCCUCAGCUUGCAGAUGCUGAUGAACGCCGACAGCCUGUACACGGCCGCGCACUGCGCCCUGCUGCUCAACCUGAAGCUCUCCCACGGCGACUACUACCGGAAGCGGCCCACCCUGGCACCGGGCAUGAUAAAGGAGUUCAUGAAGCAGGUGCAGACCAGCGGGGUGCUGAUGGUUUUCUCCCAGGCCUGGAUCGAGGAACUCUACCAUCAGGUGCUCGACAGGAACAUGCUCGGAGAGGCUGGCUACUGGGGCAGCCCAGAGGAUAACAGCCUUCCCCUCAUCACCAUGCUGACCGACAUUGAUGGCUUAGAGAGCAGUGCGAUUGGGGGCCAGCUGAUGGCUUCAGCUUCUACGGAGUCUCCUUUCACCCAGGGCAGGAGAAUUGAGGACUCCACAGUGGCAGGUGUGGCGUUUGCUCGCUAUAUUCUGGUGGGCUGCUGGAAGAACUUGAUCGAUACUUUAUCAACCCCCCUGACUGGCCGCAUGGCAGGAAGCUCCAAAGGGUUGGCCUUCAUUCUGGGAGCUGAAGGCGUCAAAGAGCAGAACCAAAAGGAACGUGAUGCCAUCUGCAUGAGCCUCGAUGGGCUGCGGAAAGCAGCGCGGCUGAGCUGUGCUCUAGGAGUUGCAGCUAACUGCGCCUCGGCCCUUGCCCAGAUGACAGCUGCCUCCUGUGUCCAGGAAGAAAAAGAGGAAAAGGAAGCCCAAGAGCCCAGUGAUGCCAUAGCACAAGUGAAACUCAAAGUGGAGCAGAAACUGGAACAGAUCGGGAAGCUGCAGGGGGUCUGGCUGCACACAGCCCACGUCUUGUGCAUGGAUGCCAUCCUCAGCGUAGGCCUGGAGAUGGGGAGCCACAACCCAGACUGCUGGCCACACGUGUUCAGGGUCUGCGAGUACGUGGGCACGUUAGAACACACCCAUUUCAGCGCUGGCACCCCUCAGCCCCCUCUGACCAUCAGCCAACCCCAGAGGGCGCCGGGGGACUCUGGACUCCUUGGCGACCCAGAGCGUGAGGACUUGGCUGCGGAGCAGAACCUGGAGCCGGAGAGCUCCCUGAGCGCGGCCCCUGUCAUCCAGCCCCUCUCCAUCCAAGAGCUGGUCAGGCAAGGCAGCCGAGGCCGGGCCUCCGACUUCCGCGGGGGCGGCCUCAUGACAGGGAGCAGUGCGGCCAAGGCCGUGCUCACACUGUCCACCCAGGCCGACAGGCUCUUUGAAGAUGCUACGGAUAAGUUGAACCUCACAGCUUUGGGAGGGUUCCUUUAUCAGCUGAAGAAAGCAUCGCAGUCCCAGCUCUUCCAUUCUGUCACGGACACAGUCGAUUACUCUCUGGCAAUGCCAGGAGAAGUUAAAUCCACCCAAGACCGGAAAAGUGCCCUGCACCUGUUCCGCCUUGGGGAUGCCAUGCUGAGGAUCGUGCGGAGCAAAUCGCGGCCGCUGCUCCACGUGAUGCGCUGCUGGAGCCUGGUGGCCCCGCACCUGGUGGAGGCUGCCUGCCAUAAGGAAAGACACGUGUCUCAGAAGGCUGUUUCCUUCAUCCACGACAUACUGACGGAGGUCCUCACCGACUGGAACGAGCCGCCCCAUUUUCACUUCAACGAAGCCCUCUUCCGGCCUUUUGAGCGCAUCAUGCAACUGGAGUUGUGCGACGAGGACGUCCAGGACCAGGUUGUCACAUCCAUCGGCGAGCUGGUUGAAGUGUGUUCCACCCAGAUCCAGUCAGGAUGGAGGUCCUUGUUCAGUGCCCUGGAAACGGUGCACAGUGGGAACAAGUCUGAAGUGAAGGAGUAUCUGGUUGGUGAUUACUCCAUGGGAAAAGGCCAAGCUCCGGUGUUUGAUGUAUUUGAAGCUUUUCUCAAUACCGACAACAUCCAGGUCUUCGCCAAUGCAGCCACGAGUUACAUCAUGUGCCUUAUGAAGUUUGUCAAAGGACUGGGGGAAGUGGACUGUAAAGAAAUAGGAGACUGUGUCCCAGGACCGGGAGCCACGUCCCCAGACCUGUGCCUGCCUGCCCUGGAUUACCUCCGGCGCUGCUCUCAGUUACUGGCCAAAAUCUACAAAAUGCCGUUGAAGCCAAUAUUCCUUAGUGGGCGACUCGCUAGCUUGCCUCGAAGACUUCAGGAGCAGUCGGCGAGCAGUGAGGAUGGCAUUGAGUCAGUCCUGUCUGAUUUUGAUGACGACACUGGGCUGAUAGAAGUCUGGAUCAUCCUGCUGGAGCAGCUAACAGCAGCUGUGUCCAACUGUCCACGUCAGCAUCAGCCACCAACCCUGGAUUUACUCUUUGAGCUGUUGAGAGAUGUUACCAAAACGCCUGGACCCGGGUUUGGGAUCUAUGCGGUGGUUCACCUUCUCCUCCCUGUGAUGUCCCUUUGGCUCCGUCGUAGCCAUAAAGACCAUUCGUACUGGGAUGUGGCUUCUGCUAAUUUCAAGCAUGCCAUUGGCCUGUCCUGUGAGCUGGUGGUGGAACACAUUCAAAGCUUUAUACACUCAGACAUCAGGUAUGAGAGCAUGAUCAACACGAUGCUGAAGGACCUGUUUGAGUUACUGGUGGCGUGUGUGGCCAAGCCCACAGAGACCAUCUCCAGGGUGGGCUGCUCCUGUAUUAGGUAUGUCCUCGUCACGGCGGGCCCUGUGUUCACCGAGGAGAUGUGGAGGCUCGCGUGCUGUGCCCUGCAGGACGCGUUCUCCGCCACGCUCAAGCCGGUGAAGGAUCUGCUGGGCUGCUUCCACAGUGGCACGGAAAGCUUCAGUGGGGAAGGCUGCCAGGUGAGGGUGGCGGCCCCCUCCUCCUCCCCCAGUGCGGAGGCCGAGUACUGGCGCAUUCGAGCCAUGGCUCAGCAGGUGUUUAUGUUGGACACCCAGUGCUCACCAAAGACUCCAAACAACUUCGACCACGCUCAGUCCUGUCAGCUCAUUAUUGAGCUGCCUCCCGAUGAGAAGCCAAAUGGACAUACCAAGAAAAGCGUUUCUUUCAGGGAAAUUGUGGUGAGCCUGCUCUCGCAUCAAGUGUUGCUCCAGAACUUGUACGACAUCUUGUUAGAAGAGUUCGUCAAGGGCCCCUCCCCCGGGGAGGAGAAGACGGUCCAGGUGCCCGAGGCCAAGCUGGCCGGCUUCCUCAGGUACAUCUCCAUGCAGAACUUGGCGGUCAUCUUCGACCUGCUGCUGGACUCGUAUAGGACGGCGAGAGAGUUCGACACCAGCCCUGGGCUGAAGUGCCUGCUGAAGAAGGUGUCUGGGAUCGGAGGCGCCGCCAACCUCUACCGCCAGUCCGCGAUGAGUUUUAACAUUUACUUCCACGCGCUCGUCUGCGCGGUCCUCACCAACCAAGAAACCAUCACGGCCGAGCAAGUGAAGAAAGUCCUUUUCGAGGACGACGAGAGAAGCACGGACUCCUCCCAGCAGUGCUCUUCAGAAGACGAAGACAUUUUUGAGGAGACGGCCCAGGUGAGCCCCCCGAGAGGCAAGGAGAAGAGGCAGUGGAGGGCCCGGAUGCCGUCGCUAAGUGUCCAGCCCAUCAGCAACGCGGACUGGGUGUGGCUGGUCAAGAGGCUGCACCAGCUGUGCAUGGAGCUGUCCACCAACUACAUCCAGAUGCACCUGGACCUGGAGAACAGCAUGGAGGAGGCUCCCAUCUUCAAGAGUGACCCGUUCUUCAUCCUUCCGUCCUUCCAGUCGGAGUCCUCCACCCCAUCCACCGGGGGGUUCUCGGGGAAAGACACGCCUUCUGAGGACGACCGGAGCCAGACGCGGGAUCACGCCGGCGAGCCGGGGAGCCUGCGGGCCGGCAGCGGGGACAUGCUGCUGCCCCCCAGCCCCAAGGUGGAGAAGAAGGAUCCCAGCCGGAAGAAAGAAUGGUGGGAGAACGCGGGGAACAGAAUCUACACAAUGGCGGCCGACAAAACCAUUUCCAAGUUGAUGACUGAAUACAAAAAGAGGAAACAGCAGCAUAACCUGCCCACGUUCCCCAAAGAGGGCAAAGCGGAGAAGAAGGGCGAGCCACUGGGUCCACGGGGCCAGGACUCCCCGCUGCUUCAGCGUCCCCAGCACUUGGUAGACCAAGGGCAGAUGCGGCAUUCCUUCAGCGCGGGCCCUGAGCUCCUGCGACAGGAGAAGAGGCCCCGCUCUGGCUCCACCGGGAGCUCCCUGAGUGUGUCCGGGAGGGACGCCGAGGCACAGAUCCAGGCAUGGACCAACAUGAUGCUAACAGUUCUCAACCAGAUUCAGAUCCUUCCAGACCAGACCUUCACGGCUCUCCAGCCUGCAGUGUUCCCGUGCAUCAGCCAGCUGACCUGUCACGUGACCGACAUCCGCGUGCGCCAGGCCGUGAGAGAAUGGCUGGGCAGAGUGGGCCGGGUCUACGACAUCAUCGUGUAGACGACUCACUUUGAGGAAGUUCAGUAGCAAGGGUUAGAGAGUGCCUGCCAGUCUGACUGAUCGCGUUAUCCCCACCACCAGCCCCACCAAAACAAGUGUCUCAGAGAACAAUCUGUUGCUCCCUAACACUGGGGCCAACCUGGGCACUAACCUUGUAUCUGGAUGACACAACUGAGACUCUGAUUUUGCACAUUAUUGCAGAAGAGUCUCCAUUCCUUGAUACGUUUCUAAAUCUUGAUGUUUAUUUCCCAGUGCUUUUGCUUGCGAUGUUAUUCCCAAAAGGAUCCCUUUCCAGGACUACCCCUUUGAAAACACUACAUUGACCUAUGAUUUUUUUUUUUUUUUUUUAGUGGAAAUGUUAAGGAAAUAUCUGCUGGUAAGUCAAGCUGAUGUGUAAGCACUCAGGCAUCUAGUAAAGACAUUCACUGGAGGAAGAUUUUCUAUUAUGAUUAUGGGCUUAUUAGCAGCUGGAAAAACAUUCUUGGGGGUCAUAAUCAAGAAAGGGAUGGCUUCCUCUGUAAAAUAUCCCAGAACAUUUCAAAGUCAUCCCAAACUGUCAAGAUUUUCCAGUUGGUAUUCACCAACUUCUUCUAAGGUACGUUUGUGCCUUUAUUUCCCUAUUUCUAAAGGAAGAAAAUGCUUCCCUGGCAGGGUUUUAAGUCUACGGGCUGGCAGCCUUUGACACACAGAUUGGCUGACACAGAUGUUGCCAAGAGACAGACUGACCAGCCACCCUGGCUUCCCAUUAGUCUUUGCUUUUGCUCCCAAGGCAAAACAGGAAAGGGAAAGAAAAAAUGGUGCCUUAGUUUUUUGUUGCACAGACAUUUCUAUGCUCCACAGUUACCUGAACAUAGGGCAGAACCUUGGGUUUUUAAGGAAACAAAACGUUAAAAUGCAACUCAUUUUGUAUCCGCACCUUCGGAGGAAAGGACUCCGUUCUCUGUCCAGUGAGCAGACUUCUCAGGGAACGGGGCAGGAAGUGUGGGGUAGGGAGACAGCUGGAAGGGGUGAGAAAAGAGAUUGUGACGAAGUCAUUUUAAACCUGAAAAUAUUAUACAAGCAUCACAUAAAAUGAGGGUGUCAGGCAUACAAGCUCUGGUCUCGGAAGAAAAUAGAACCAAAGGAGAAGGGGACACAGAAUGAAAUUUAGGAAAUUAAGUUUUUCAAUUUCAAACACUUCUCCUCUCUGGCAAGUAAAUUUACUUAUGUCUGGUGUCUUUCCAGGCUGUUAUUUUACACGAGUAUUUCUUUUAGAUAUCACUAGGAAAUCAAUUCGGAAACUUUAUCAUAUUUACAGUACACUUAAUAGUUCUUCAGUUAUAAUGAUCGAAACUCAUCAAGCCCACUCGUGUACAUUCUAGAAAGUAGAGUUUGUUGCUAAGAUACAUUAUCAUUUUCCCACCCCUAAAAACGUGUUCACAAUGGAAUGUCAUUGAAAAAUAAAACAUCAACUCUUCAGUACAGAAGUAAGAAUUUCAAACCAACAACUUUGCUCAGUGCUAGUAUUUGUAAACUUCAUCUUAACCUUGUAGAUAUUUACAUAUUUCUCAAGGAAGACAGAGUUCCCUGAUUUAUUUAGGCAAUCUCAAAGAACCCCAUCAUUUCGUAUGCCAUCCAGAGAUCACAGCAAAAUCCAGAAGGCAUUUUGUCCAGUUCCACAAAACCCUCUCUUUGCCUUCAGGUGUUGCUCAUUAGACAACAAUUCAAGUAUAAACACAGAUCAACUAUUUGAUCUUGAGCAGUGAAUUGUUGGAACAGCAAUGUAUUUAAGAGUAUUCUAUACUUUUAAACUUUUUCUAUUUUGGAAGUAGAAUGGAAAGUCAGAUACUUUUCCUUUGUUUUCACAAUAACCACAAAAAGAAACAGAACCACCGUGAUAUACUGCUUCUCUGAGGUUUACUUCCCCUUUGUGAACCCAUGAGGACUACAAAAUUAACUUGGUGGGGGUGAGGGCCAUGGGGUGGGGUAGGGAGGAAGCUUCAGAGAAGCAGAUUGUCAAAUCCAUGAUUAUAACAUGUUUACAUGUAGCAACUUUUUAUAUAGCAUAAAAAUUCAAAGCCAGUCUCAAUUUAGAAUGUCAUGUCCCAGAAUAUGUUAGUUGUUUGGAAAUCAGAAUUCAUUCUCCCAUAGACUCUCUCUCAUGAGAUCCAAGGCUAGUUUAUGAAAAUAAAUUUACCCCGUACUAUGUGCAAACACUGCUCUGAGACUAGGACUCAUUAUAGGUUCGAAGAGUGAAAAAGUGAGAAAACGUGCAUAGCUCUUUACCUACAAUUUUGUAAGAGGGUUUUAGCCCUUUCCCAUCAUCUAUUCUAUAGCCUACCCCGAGGCCCAUAUUGGUCUCAGCUCACCUUGAUACUUCCCAGAGGUAUUUGCUGUUGUCAAGAGGACAUCGCCGGAGACAAAUAAUCUCUAACAAAUAGGACUUCAGGUCACAAUGACGUCCUUCGACUUCAGGAGUGGAGAGGAAAGGGAAAUAAUUAGGGACCCUCGGUAGAUGAGUGGUCCCUUCCCUGUUUGGCCCCUCACACACUUCCAGUGUCUGGGUUUCUGCCUCUCUCCCUCUCUUCCUUCACUCCAUCUCUCCUAAGGUCUCUGAAAGACCAAGGUCAAGACAGCCUUUGUGGCAAAAACAGUCAUGACCAUGUAUUUACUGAUCUAAGCAGAAUAAGAUUUUGCACGUCACUUUCAGUUGCCUGUAUUUACUGCCCAAAGUGUGUUACCCUACGACUGAGACGUACUCUCUUUUUCUAAUAUUUUGGUAAAGUGUGCAUCAUGAAAAUACCUAGAAAAUUCAAAGUGUUUAGGAAUUCCUGACAGCCAAGUAGACCACACGCAUCAUCAGAUUUCUCCUUGCCAUGAGGACAUAGGUUUGAUGGAGGGCCAGCGUCUCGCCUAGCUCUUGCCUCUCCUGAUUAGCUUCUAAAAAUGCUUAGGCUGCUUCCUUACACCAUGUUGCCAUCUCUCCCCUUAUGAUUAUUUUCUAGCCUCCUCCAUCAAUAUACAACUAGGGCACUUUCUACUAUCUUUACGCUAUGUAAUGACCAAGGCAGAUGCUAACCUAUAUAAUGGCUCAGAUUAAAUUAUUUUCAAACAUGACAGAAUAUUAACAUAAUUCAAAAGCACCUUUAAAUGGAAACUUCUUGGUACAGUGUCACCAGGCUUUUAGUUCUUGUUGUUUCAAGGUUUAUACAGAGCCCGUUGAGACCAUCAAGUAGCCUUCACUGCCAGAACGUAAUGCAAUCAUAUGACAGAGAUCCCUGACUUUCCCCAAAUAUAUCACAGGGCUGCUUCUGCAAGAAGGUUUUCUUUCUCAGAAAAGAAAAUCCAUUUGUGUCCACCCCAUCAGACUAAGCAGAGUGAAGACCUUAGUUUGGAGCCGGUAACAAUUGCAAGAGGUUACAGACGACAGGGAGGAGGUGACAUUUGUUGAAUGCCACCGUGACCGGAGACCUGAACCUACAUUACCCUUUAGCUCUCACGAUAACCUUGUCAAACAGGUUCUGUUUUCCUCAUUUUUUUUCAGAUGAGGACACAGACCCAGAGAGGUUAAGAUAUUUGCCCAAGAUCACCAGUAAAUGGCACCGUUGGUUGCAAAAGAGGUGUUCCUGAAUUCAAAGGCCAUGCUCUGUCUACAAUACAAUGCUCUAAGGACACAGAGUGAAUACAUGAGUGUUGCCAGGAAUUAAACAGUGAAAAUGAGUUGAAAGUAUUUAAUCGAUGUCCCAUAUCUGCAAUCCUAGGAGGAUUUUUUCAAAUAGGGUUUUAAAAACGUGUUCGUUCAUAGAAAGAUCAUACAUAAUAUAAUGUUUUGGGGUGUUUGAAAAUAAAAUAAGGUCUGAACUUUAGUCUUAAAGCAGACCCUCAGUGGUAAUUUAGAAAACUUGCCAAAUUAGCCGGAAGUGAUGGAAUACUACUAUUCGGGGCCAGCUGUUCUGCAGGUAUGCAUGGCAGUCUGUGUCCGGAAGGACACGCACGAUUGGUAAACUUUUCUCAAUUGCCGUUUAAUCACUCAGAAUCAAGUGCCCUGUAGCCAACAGUGCCUCUCUACUUGCUUCCCUGGGAAGUAGAUGGCAGUAAAAGUCAUCAUCGAAGUUUGAGAAUAUGCAGAAUCAGUUCUAACCAGUUUUCCACUGCACUCUCUGAAAAGGAAGCGACAGGUAGGACAAGAUUGUUUAAAGACCCAGGUACUGAGGGCAUCAGGUCAAUAUCCACCAUGUGCCAUAUGCCUCAAUAUUUCUACAUACUCUGCAGACAAGGAAACAGACGUAAGGAAAAUCCAACAUAUGACAUUCAGCGGGUGACAGAACUUGGAUAUGCAUGGGUACCACUUAGGUGAUCCUGGUGACAUUUAGUGUGGCCUUAGAAAAAGCAAGAGACUCUCUUUAAGCACUUUUUAUUGGAAAAAGGAGCUUGUUAUGGGGCAAGAUUUAAUGAAAUCAGUAAAGAACUCAUAAUUAUGCUUCAUCAAAGAAAAAAACUAUGUUCAUUCAUAGUGGAACAAUCUAGCAAAUGGUCUCUCUCCUUUUAUGAGAUCCUCUUCCUCUGCUUAUAAUGUUUAUAUUUGAUGUGGAAGUAACUAAAAUUUUAAUACAGAGUUUUGGACUAGAACACCAUUUAGAUUUCCAAAAUACAAUCAUUGCUUCAGGGAAAACAGACCAAAAAAAAAAAAAAAAUUAUCCCGGGGGAUAAUUUAUGAGAAGCUCAGUUGAGAACAAUAUUCAAUUUCCUUGUUAACAAUGGCACCUCUUACUAAUUGAGGAAAAUGCAAUACAAUACCACUAGCACCAUAUAAAACCUUUCCCCUGUAUCUUUGUGUAAUAAUGCGUGAGGGUUCCAGGGAGGAGAGACUAGCUGACCAUCUUAGUAACAAAAUUACAGUCAGCUACUGGUGCAUCCCAUCCAGGUAUGGUCCUUCCAGCUUGUCAACCACCAAGAAUUGCUGCGUAUUAUUAGUUCCUAUCCUAAAGUUUUUAGUGGUUGUUGUCUAGUAUCUUUUGACUUUGCUCUUAGGUGGUUCUCAAACUUUGGCCCACAUCAGGAUCACCUGGAGGGCUUGUUAAAACCCAGGUCGUUGGGCCCAUGCCCACGGUUUCAGAUUCAGUAGGUCUGGAAAUUUCCAUUUCUAAUAAGUCCCCAGGUGAGGUCAGUGCUGCUGGUCUGGGGACCACAUUUUGAGAACUGGCUUGAAAAAAUUUCCAACUACUGCCUAUGAGAUCAGCCUGACUUAUCAAGCUCUAUAGAAACAUCGAACUGAAUCUUGGGCAGACACCUUGGGAUUGGAUUCUCUACAGCAUUCCUACUCAAUCUUCCCAGUUUCUAGGUUUAUUAUGCCAACAAUUAGGUUUUUCUUUUUACAAGCUAGAAGACAAUGAAUGUAUAAGUUCAAUGAAACAGUGAAUUCUGUGUAAGCUUCUCGUCUUUGUAUUUAGAAACACUGGUUAUGGAUGAUCAUUUGUAUGAUGUUGACCCUUUGACUUGUACUGAGGUGAUUUUAAAUUUCAAUAUGUAGUGUUUGAGUUUCUUCUGUCAUUACAGUUUUAAUGAGACGUUUCCAUCUCAACUCCAUCACAACUUUGGCUCCUGGCUUCCAGAAGUUUUGAGUAGUUGCUUGCUUGCCAGUAGGUUUCUCUCUCUCAUUAGUCACCCAAAUAUCAACACUUCAAAAUGGUAUUACACUAUUAGACGUAGCUUCAUCUUAACUGUCUGGUGUAAAUUAAUAUUUUAAUUCUUAUGUACCUGUGAAGAGUCUACCAAGUGGCUUCAUGGAAAUUUGCAAACUGAACAACUCCCUUUUGAGCAGUACAUGUGCCUGUUUGAAGGACUUUUUGGUAAGUGUGUUUGUGUUCAUACCUGCACAGUGGAGACCGUACUCAUUAUCUCAUCUUCCAGUGAUGGGAGAAAUGUACACGGGCAUCAGCAGGCUUUGGGAAUACAGUGAAAUUAUGUUAACUUAAAUAUAGGUGGGGCCUAUGUUUCUUAACACCUCGUCUGAUUAGCUCACUUUGGAAAUUCUUUUUUCCACCAAAAAAAGAAUAAUCAGGGAAUAAUUCAAGAGAAAAAAAUUAAGUACCUUAAAAUUAUCAUCCAUGUAUAAAUUAUAUUAAUUAUAUCAUUCUGAUUGAUUUCAUAUUCUCUAAAGCCUUCUGCUUAAAUACGCUGACAUCAUUUAAAUUACUUUAGACUGUUGUAUGAAUAGAAAUGACUAUAUUUACGAGAGUUAGUGAGAUCAGAAAGCAUAUCAAAGGGUUGAUGGUAUUAAGGAGUCAAGUUCUUGCCUCUGUGGAUGGAAAUAAUUGUUUCAGUUCACAUUUGUUUUCCAUAAUCUGUUUUGGAAACUCUGUGUGCAUUUAAUAGUUCUUUUAAUAGUCAUUGGUUUUCAAAUUAAAUUUAAAAUAUUAAUCUCUAGGAAUAA